This is a messenger RNA of Dissoconium aciculare CBS 342.82, 880 nucleotides long. RefSeq lists its product as uncharacterized. Lineage: Eukaryota; Fungi; Ascomycota; Dothideomycetes; Mycosphaerellales; Dissoconiaceae. The record is from RefSeq and is a predicted model, not a curated record. The transcript has a single exon. Bases 121 to 747 code for a protein of 208 amino acids.
GCACACCAUGUGGACCUGGACGGGCGUGUGUCAUGCGCACGAGUCCAGACGCCCCCGAUCCCAGACGAAACAAGAAGGAGAGAACGACCUUGGAAUGAAGGGAGAGACACACGCACGGGCAUGGAAGACUCCGUUGAGGAACGUGGAAGGUUGAGAUCGCAAAGGGAGAAGAAAGGAAGGAAGGGAAGGAAGGAGGAGAGGCAAUCUCUGGUUCAUCCGCGCCGUGACGCCGCUUCUCGAUUGUCUCGCGAGAAACGGCUGCCCGAACGUGGGAAAUGCAAAUGGUCGUCUCACAACAACAACGGCGAGCACGGGCGGAGAACAGCUUCGACGAUGAGGAAGUGUGGGAUGCAUGAGGUCAUGUCUCACAUUGGGUCCCACACGAGCAGAGAGUUGAGCGAAACCGUUCAUGCGGUGCUCGCGGGCCCAACUGUCUCGCGGGCGAAACCCCAGGGGGCUUUUCCCCGUGCCCUUGCUCACACAUGCUCACCGUUUGUUUGUUUUCGAUCAGUACGGUGGAACCCUGCUUCUUUCCCCGAUUCUUUCUCGCCCGCGAUGAGGUUAUUGUGUUGUGAACACAUCCUCGUAGCCGCCCGUCCGGCAGACCUCAUGUGGCGCGAUCGGGGCGCUGAAAGGGGCCUCAACCGUCUACAGACGUCGCGAAUCAUCCUGCGUAAUGUUAACAUUGGAGGUUAUUCGACACUAGCAUCGCCCUCGUCAGCAGGCGGAGAAACAAUGCCCUGGUAGAAUUCUCUCGUCUGGUCGAGUCGUUUGACCACCUGCAUGCUGCACUUGAGUGCAUUUCAGUGUUGAAACGGUCGUCCCGGAGCACCACCCAUGCGAGACUUGCGGGUCAUGCAGGGUCGGUGGAAUGGGUCAG